AUGCCUGCUGCCCCAGGAGGCAAGGCAAGACGACGAAGGCAACCUCGAGCAUGCAGACGCUGUCGCGACAAGAAGAUUCGAUGUGAUCUUCAGGUUCCAGCCUGCGGUCCCUGCUCAGGAGCAGGGGAAUCAUGCCUAGGUUUCGAUCCUGUCCAAGGGGCAACAGCUCCUCGAAGCGCCCUUCUGCAUCUUGAGGACGAGGUUGAGCGUCUAGCGCGCGAGCUGGAAGUUCUGGAAAGGCGAAGAGAAACAUUGUCGGAACCAGCCGAGCCAGCCAUAAUAAGUGAGAUUGUUGCACGACUUGUCACCGAGACAGUAGGGACAGCGCGCAGCCUCGAGCAGCAGCCCUCGUCACUGCCGCUCACGUCGCAAUUCCUGCUCUCGCAUUCCCCGUCGCCAUUUCUUGGCUGUGAAACUUCCGACAGCGCGCAGAUGACCGAAGCAACAGAGGCUCCAAAAGCUAAGCAUGUAUCUACCAUUCCGCGAGACGCUGCGCUCGUUCUUCUCAAGCACUAUUGCGACAUCUAUCGACCCCAAUAUCCAGCAAUCGAAGAAGCGGACCUGUACCAGUCCUUCGAGAGGGUAUACAACAGUACCGAAUCCUCACACCUCGAUGCCUUCAUCGUUCAUAUCUGUCUUGGUAUUAGUUCGACAACAUUAAUGUACAGCGACGAUGUACGCGCUCUGACAGCAUCAGGUAGCUUUUGGAGCACUACUGCUGCGCAAUUGGAAAACAUCGGCCCGACAAGCUCUUGGGAGCGACUUCAGGCCUUGCAGCUACUUACGCAUUACGGCCUUUUAAACCCACAAGACGUCAACUGCGUCAGAUGUGCAGCUGCCGCUACGAGGUUGUGUUUCCAACUUGGCUUGCACCGUGAAAUGUCUGCUACUUCUAAUAGGGACAUAAUCGAAGCCGAGAUAAACAAGAGAAGGACAGUGUUCUGGAAUUCUUUGUGCAUUGAUGCGGCUAGGACUGAUGAAAAGCAGGAGCCCGAUCUCCGCUGGACAGCACCCACCACCAUACACAUCUGGGAAUUGCGGAAACUGGAGCGUGAGAUCACCCUCCAUAUGUACUAUCCCUCGGACAGCAACAUCGGUCAACUGUCAGAAAGUCCCCUCGACAAUUGGCUCGCCCGAACCCUGGCACGGCUAAAGCGUUGGUACCAGACCACCUGUGAGAGCGUGUCUUUGACCGGCCAGGUGGAGUUCUACGAGUUGCUUUAUCAUGUCCAGAUGCUGAGAUUGAAUCGUCCAUCCCCGCGGUGCCCGAUUCCAACUCUCGAGAUGCGCCAGGUGGCUCUGGUAUCUUCUGUUGCGAUUCUCCGAGAGUUUGACAUAGUCAACCGACUUGGCAAGCUCUUCUACAUCUGGCAUGCUGCGCAUGUUGUGGUUGAGUCCGGAAUCUGCCUGCUGUCAUCGGUCUUGAGUGGAAUGAGUAUGAACGCUGAUGCAACUCUCUUAACGCAGGCCGAUGUUGCUGUUAUCACUAAACGCAUCGAAAGUAUUCCGGUCCUUCUUAGACAGAUCUCACGCCGCUGGUCGAGCAUUGCCCACCACGCUUCUGUCUUUGAGGAACUGUGUCCUAGAAUUCUGCAAGGCUUGAAUAGUUGGAGUAAUGGCGAACUUCAUGGCAAUAAGGAUGACGAUACUUUACGACAGCGGCUAGAAGAUAUCUCGCUAUUCUCUCCCUCCCUCCAAGAAGGGAUAUUUUUGCGCGAAGAUCUGCGCCACACAACCUCUGCUCCGUUGCUUGACUUCGCAGGUACGUACAACCCGCAAGACUUCCGUUGCUUGACCUCAAGGUGUCGCGCUGACCUCCCAUAG
Messenger RNA from Zasmidium cellare ATCC 36951, 1824 nucleotides. RefSeq lists its product as uncharacterized. The record is from RefSeq and is a predicted model, not a curated record. NCBI's taxonomy places the organism in Eukaryota, Fungi, Ascomycota, Dothideomycetes, Mycosphaerellales, Mycosphaerellaceae. The coding region runs from base 1 to 1824 and encodes 607 amino acids. Gene Ontology annotation, molecular function: zinc ion binding; DNA-binding transcription factor activity, RNA polymerase II-specific; sequence-specific DNA binding. Gene Ontology annotation, biological process: DNA-templated transcription; positive regulation of transcription by RNA polymerase II. The transcript is spliced from 4 exons.